This is a messenger RNA of Pistacia vera, 990 nucleotides long. RefSeq lists its product as uncharacterized. The record is from RefSeq and is a predicted model, not a curated record. The transcript has a single exon. Bases 1 to 990 code for a protein of 329 amino acids. NCBI's taxonomy places the organism in Eukaryota, Viridiplantae, Streptophyta, Magnoliopsida, Sapindales, Anacardiaceae. Gene Ontology annotation, molecular function: zinc ion binding; nucleic acid binding.
AUGGCAUCCAGUUCUGCUCCAAUCUCUGCUCCAGUUUUCAACGGUGACCAGUACCAUGUUUGGGCUGUCAAGAUGAAAACAUAUCUAAGAGGCCAUGGCUUGUGGCAAUAUGUGGAAGAGGAGAAGCAAGUUCCCCACCUUGGACCCAACCCGACGCUGAACCAGAUGAGAGUUCAUGAAGAAAAAGCAGCCAAAGCUCCAAGAGCAUUGUCUUGUAUACAUUCAGCCGUGACAGAUCAGGUCUUCUCCAGGAUCAUGGCAUGUGAGACACCUAAACAAGCCUGGGACACUCUCAAGGAGGAGUUUGGAGGGAGUAACCAGACAAGAAAUAUGCAGGUUCUAAACUUGAGAAGAGAAUUUGAAGUACUCAAGAUGCAGGAGACAGAAUUUGUCAAGGAAUAUGUGGACAAACUCAUGGCUGUGGUGAACAAAAUCAAGCUGCUAGGGGAAGAACUAACCAACCAGAGAGUGGUGGAGAAGGUCCUGGUCAGCUUACCUGAGAGGUUUGAAGCAAAAAUUUUGUCCCUAGAGGACUCCAAAGAUCUGUCCCGAAUUAGCUUGGUUGAGCUGGUUCAUUCACUUCAAGCCCAGAAACAAAGAAGGCAGAUGAGGCAAGAAGACUCAACUAAGACAGCCAUGUAUGUAGGUCAAAAAGGAAGAUUACAAGGAAGAGAAGACAAGAAAUAUAGUGGUGAAAAGAAAGGAAAAGAGAAGAGCUACAAUCAAGGAGGGAAACGUGGUGGACAAAGAUCAUUUCCUCCAUGUGUGCACUGCAAAAAGAAGAACCAUCCAGAAUAUAAGUGUUGGUUCAGACCUGGCAUACAAUGCAGGUCAUGCAAGCAGUGUGGACACAUAGAAAAAGUGUGUAAAAGCAAAGGAAAUCAGCAGGAGCAGCAGGCUACAGUGGUGGAGGUCCAGCAACCAAAUCCAGAAGCAGAACAACUCUUCAUGGCUUCAUGCACAAACCACAACAUGUGUGAUGAUGUAUAG